Loxodonta africana (African savanna elephant) is the source of this 2033-nucleotide messenger RNA. It is a transcript of the gene FUT9, whose product is annotated as fucosyltransferase 9. Gene Ontology annotation, cellular component: membrane. The coding region runs from base 486 to 1565 and encodes 359 amino acids. NCBI's taxonomy places the organism in Eukaryota, Metazoa, Chordata, Mammalia, Proboscidea, Elephantidae. The transcript has a single exon. The record is from RefSeq and is a predicted model, not a curated record. Gene Ontology annotation, molecular function: alpha-(1->3)-fucosyltransferase activity.
AUUCCAUCUGAAAGCAAAAUUAUAUUACAGUCUCAAUAAGCUAAUAAAUAAAUGGAUAUAUCAGCUGGGAAAUAUUCAUUGAUCUGAUAUGGUUUAAAUGUACUAAAAAUUUUAAUCAUGGCUUUGGUGAGGACAGUCAACAUUGUGCCAAUUUUCUACAAGCAAAUAAAAAUAUAAUAGGUAAGGACGGCACUGAAAAAAUGCAACUUGGCAUGAAGAUAUGCUGGUACUCUUAGAACAAAUUCCGAAUCAUUAUUUGUAGAGAAGAAUUUAUGGGAAAUUUUCUAAAAUCAGUUUCAUGGCUUAAAUGAAAGCUCUGUUUCUCUCAAUGGUUUAUAACACUGAAUGGAAAAAUGCAGUUGAUUUUGCAAUUAAAUAUAUAUGACGAUGUACUACCUGUUUACUUGAAAUUGUGUUAAUGAUUGUCUCUCCAUCCCUAUCCCCAACUUACUCCUGUAACUUUCUCUGUUUCACAGGAAAAAAUUAUGACCUCAGCAUCUAAAGGAAUUCUCCGCCCAUUUUUAAUCGUCUGCAUUAUCCUGGGCUGCUUCAUGGCCUGUCUGCUCAUUUACAUCAAGCCCACCAACAGCUGGAUCUUCAGCCCAAUGGAGUCAGCCAGCUCAGUGCUGAAAAUGAAAAAUUUCUUCUCCACCAAAACUGACUAUUUUAAUGAAACUACUAUUCUGAUUUGGGUGUGGCCAUUUGGGCAGACCUUUGAUCUUACAUCCUGUCAAGCAAUGUUCAACAUCCAAGGAUGCCAUCUCACAACUGACCGUUCCCUCUACAACAAAUCCCAUGCUGUCCUGAUCCAUCAUCGAGAUAUUAGUUGGGAUCUGACUAAUUUACCUCAGCAGGCUAGGCCCCCAUUCCAGAAAUGGAUUUGGAUGAAUUUGGAAUCACCAACUCACACUCCCCAAAAGAGUGGUAUCGAGCACCUAUUCAACCUGACUCUGACUUACCGCCGUGACUCAGAUAUCCAAGUGCCUUAUGGCUUCUUGACGGUGAGCACAAACCCCUUUGUGUUUGAAGUGCCAAGCAAAGAGAAGUUGGUGUGUUGGGUUGUAAGUAACUGGAACCCUGAGCAUGCCAGAGUCAAGUAUUACAAUGAACUAAGCAAAAGCAUUGAAAUCCAUACCUAUGGGCAAGCAUUUGGAGAGUAUGUGAAUGAUAAAAAUUUGAUUCCUACCAUAUCUACUUGCAAAUUUUAUCUUUCCUUUGAAAACUCAAUUCACAAAGAUUACAUCACUGAAAAGCUCUACAAUGCUUUUCUGGCUGGCUCUGUACCUGUUGUGCUGGGGCCAUCUAGGGAAAACUACGAGAAUUAUAUUCCAGCAGAUUCAUUCAUUCAUGUGGAAGAUUAUAACUCUCCCAGUGAGCUAGCAAGAUACCUGAAGGAAGUUGACAAAAACAAUAAGUUAUACCUUAGUUACUUUAACUGGAGGAAGGACUUCACUGUGAAUCUUCCACGAUUUUGGGAAUCACAUGCAUGCUUGGCUUGUGAUCAUGUAAAAAGGCAUCAAGAGUAUAAGUCUGUUGGUAACUUGGAGAAAUGGUUUUGGAAUUAAACUUUUCCAUAAUUUUCACACUUGCUAAAAUAUUUUGUUGAGAUGUGAUGCAAAUUUUCAGGAUAAGAAGAAAGCAUUCUGCUUUUCUGUCACAACUUAUUUUUACCACCCUCUGUUGGAUUAACAUGUAUAUUUUGAUGGAGAUUUUUAAGAGCUCAGCAUUAGCAAUCAUUCCAUUUGGUUUUAAAUUAUCCUGUAUAUACCUAAUUGUGUGUAUUGAAAAUAAUUUAUUCUUCGCUAUCAUUUUUAAACAUUGUUUUUCCCUCACAUUUUUGUAGUUGUAACCUAAGUUUGUGAUUUGAUUCUUGUGUUUCUACAUUGAUCAUAUCUUUAUUAUGGGAAAUGAAGAUGAACUUCUUAAAAUACCACAAAGGAUUUUCACUAAAUACUAUAAUCUCUGGUUUCAAGUUGGCAUAAUAUAACAAAGGAAGAGUGUAUAGUAAUUGAAUUCUAACCUCUUUGACUUCA